GAGGCUGGGUGGAGGCUGGCUGGAGGGUUCCGGGUAGUUUGGUAUCAGAGGAUGGGCGCUAGCGGAGGGGAGUCGGUUCGUAGCUACAACAUGUGGGUCUGGUGAUGUGUUUUGUUGAUAAAGGAUGGCUGGAUGGAUGAGGUAGGAUGUUUGACAGAAAGGUACUGGGUUUCGAUCGCAAAUUUCAGCCGCUUUGCGCGAGAUACACCUCGUUCCUCCUGGGAAACACAUUGGGUGUGUCUUAAUUCACUGUAAGUUGCUUUUGGACAAAGUGCUAUUUGAGUGUCUCUAUGCCAUGAAAUAUUAAAAAAGGUGUACUAUUCAUAAUCCUGACAUGGGGUACCAAUAUUAUUGGUACUAUUUAUGAUUUACUUUUGGAGUCAUCUUUUCAUUUCUAAACAUAUUUGACAGAUAAUGCAAUUGUCUGUCUGAUUUCGUGAUACUUUGUUGACACUAGUCUUCAGUGUGUAUAACCUUAGCAAUCUCCUGGCAAUAAGAUGUGGCAUUUUUCACAAUCAUUCCAGAUAACUUAAAGUCAGUGUGCCUUGAAGUUGUGGUUGGGCGGGGGGGGAUCCCUCAUGGAUCCCUCAUGGGGUCCCUCAUGGAGCCCUUCAAAAGGCCCCCUCCGUCCUUGCAAAAAGGCCAGGAAGCACAUGUUGAAAGGACUCGAAUCUCAAACGCCCUCGUUAACCUCUCCCUCCCUUCCUCCCCUCCCUCCCCCCUGCCCCCCUGCAGACUCCAUGCACAUAGAGGACAUCGAGGCGGUGCAGAGGCUGCAGGACUCCCUGCACGAGGCACUGCAGGAUUACGAGGGCUCCCAGCACGCCGAGGACCCUCGGCGGGCCGGCAAGCUGCUCAUGACCCUACCCCUGCUGAGGCAGACGGCCUCCAAGGCCGUGCAGCACUUCUACAGCAUCAAGAUGCAGGGCAAGGUGCCCAUGCACAAACUCUUCCUGGAGAUGCUGGAGGCCAAGGCCUGACCGGCCGCUCGGUGUGGGGGGGGGGCGACGUGGUCGACGCUGACGACCACCACGACGACGACGUGAAGGCGUGCGUGCGUGCGUGCGUGUGUGUGUGUGUGUGUGUGUGUGUGUGUGGGGGGGGGGGGGAAGAGGGCGCGCAUCACCCAGACGUAGGAGGUAAACAAACGAGGCCUGCUUAAAAAAGAACAAAAAUGGUGGUGUGCCAAAUAAUAAAUGGACAAAGGACGAGACUUGGACUACCGUCACUGGUAAACGAACACAGGGAAGGAAGGACACACCACGGGUGGAUUUUGGCGGGAAUGGUGUAUAUUGAUCCGACUGAUUUCGGGUUAUACAAUAAUGUAUAUAAUGACGCCGUGUACAGAAAAAUAAGCUAUCACGGUCUUGUUAUAACCAGAGGCCCAGCGCUCUAUAUCAGCCAACGCUUCUGUCAACCCUGCAUUUCUUAACUGACGUUCACCUCGGUGGGGUUUGGAGGAAGGAACGGUGAAUGAAAUGUCAUCCUGUACUACUGUGUGGCUCCGCAGCCAUGUAUGUAUUUUCCUUUUUUCUUCCACAUUUUCUAACCAGUUACUCAAAGCAAUACGUCCCCACUUGUUCUCCAUAUAAUAUGUGUACUGUAUACUGUGUGACAUUGCACUGGGAGGUGGAGGAUUUGUUUGGAAAAGGUUCCACUAUUUAACUCAAAAGGAAAAACAUGGCCGCCAAAAGUGUGUGAGUGUGUGUGAGUGCGUGUGAGCGUGUGCGUGUGUGCGAUUGGCAGAAAUCCCGUAACUUAUUUAACUUGUACCGGUGUCAUCAACUCACCCGUUUUAGAGGACUUGGGAGCUCUUAGUUUGGACGACGUUGGUCAGUUUACUGGUGGGUGGCCAUUGCUUACUCAGUGUUUAGACUGGGGAAACUGGUCCUUAGUCCUCGGCAAUAAUGGACAUUGUAUUAGAAGUUCUGUUUUGGUGUUGUAUGUUAGUGUUUAUCUCUUAUGGAAACUAAGAUGCAAGACCCCCUCUCCCCAAAAAAAGUCAAUAAUCCACCAAGCACACACGCACACACAAACACAUACACAGAUACACACACAAACGCACACACACGCACACACACACACACACACACACAAAACACCAUCCUAUCUCUCUCUAUGUUAUAAAUGUUUAAUAGGUUUAGAGUUUUGUGGUUUGUGUCUGACACAUCGAAGCUUUUGUCCAGGUCUUUUCUUUCCAGUAUUAUCCUUAGUUUACAUAUAAACUCUACAGUGUGGAAAUUUUUAAUAAUAUUAAUAAUAUAAAAGCUAUUUUUGCUCUAAUACAGAAUAAAACUGUCACUUUGCGUGGACGUGGAGUUUUGUCAAGAUCUGGAAAGGAAAAACAAUCUGGUCGCGUUCUGAUGAUAAAGACAUGGCACUAUAUUUAUUUUUUAUUUAUUUAAAUUAUUUAUUCUGACCGUAUUUCCCAGACUAUACCAGGGUAAAAAAAUUUGCCAAAAAAAUGAUAGCUGAAAGCCAUUAUAUGUGUGUUUACCUGCAGUUCUAAAAGGACUGAGGAAUGGAAUCAGAAUCAAGCUUUUAGUCGGAGCAUGAGCCUUCUGUCUCAGGCAUCCUGUUGGGAGUCAUGGCAACGAUGAUACAGGGCGUGUCUUCCCCACGAGGGUCAAAGCAUGCUUACGACACAAACCCAAGUCAUUGAUGAAACGUUUUGCCAAGUCUUUCAGUGUUUUCCAUUUCCUCAUGUAACUUUUUUGGGGGGGAUUUGAGAUUAAACUGUAGUCCGUUUUUUUGUAUGAUUUUGAAAUUGGAUUGAAUAGAGACUUCGUUUUAUUCCAUUGUUAUUAAUGGUGCUAAUAAUUCAAAGGGCACUUUAUGGACUUUUCUGGAUUAAACUGGCCAACAGACUCUUCAAACUAGAAAUGUUAUUCAAGAUUUUCAAGUAGAAUGUUAGGACUAAUCGCAAUGCAUUUGUAAAACGAAAUAUACAAAUAAAGCAGUCAAAUUAUUACGAUUAAAUGAAAAAUAUUCUAUAUUCUCCAUAAAUUAAUCAGCUCGUCACAAGCGAUCGGGAAAAUAUAUAUUCUCUCCUUUAAGCACUUUAAAUUGGUAGUUACUUUUAAAGGCUAAAUGAUCUCCUUUACAUUGCAAAGGCUUUUGCAAACAUAAUAAAAUAAAUGUAAUAUCUCUCAUUUAGAGAUUAAAACCCAUCCUUCCCAAACGCCACCUCCUUUUAAUAGACCCCCCCCCCCCCCCAUAACGAUCAGACCUGAGCUGAACAUUGUAUUACCAUGCAUAGAUAAUUAUAAUCUACAAUUAAUAUAGUGGAAAAAAACUACAGCUCCCCUGGUGCUCAUCUCCGGGGACACACCAAGCCGUCCAGAAGGUGCGGCAGAGUUGAACCAAAGCAGCUUCAGCUUCAGAGUAUACAGGGUGUCCUUAAAAGCAGUCAACCUAAUUACCCACAUCGUAUUUUUAUUUAAACCUUGCUUGUAUCGUAUCGACUCCACACACUCCGGUUGGAGGGGAAUGCCGGUGAAGGCAAAUUAAUUUAACGCGGAUGGCUGCCCGUUAUGUUUUCUUUAUGUUCAAUCAAUAUUCGCAUUGAUUUCGAUCGUCGAGGCCAUCUGCCUCCUUCUUAACUCUAUCUCCAUUAAAAACCACACUCACCGUGUUGAGGCCUGGCCUAUAUUCUCCAGGCCAUGCCCUGUGUCGUGUAACUGCCACGACUUGGUUCUGUUUUGCAGCCACACACCACGACACCUCAGUCUGCACUCACGAUGGAGGGCAAAACGCCUUCCAUCCGUUUUGUUUUUUAAGCUGAGCCGUACGGUCUUGGGGCGUGUCCCGUCACCGUGGUGAUAUUCAACACGCCCGUACUAGGACUGGCACUUCCUGUCCGAUCAGUUACACACACUCUGGUUCGCUUUGGUCCCCCCCCCACCCCCCCCCCCCCCGACGUCCCCAUCGUGAAGAUUAAUACAGGGAAAAUAAAGGGAAGCCCAUUAAUUUAUUUUAAGCGGGCUGAAAACGGUUCUACUACAUCCAAUUAAUUCUAAUUGUCUCUGAUGCUGAAAUUCUCAAUAGAAAUGGAGCAAUUAAAACCCUGCAUUGGCUCCACCUUGGGGAAAAGCAGAGACAUUUUGGUUCAGUUUCACUGCAGGGUGGGUUUGUUUAAAUCGGGAGAGGGGCGAUUUCCACGGGUGUCUGUGACAGUUUCAUAACACGAUGAUCACUCGGCUAUGCAAGGCAAAUAUGGCCACCUCUGUGUUCGUUUUUUCUGUCUGUUUGACUUGUCUUAUCGACCUUUAGUUGCACUUUGUCUGUCUGUCUGUAUCGUGUGGCCAUACACAGCUAACCCGCUGCUAAUGUGUUGUGUUUGUCUCACGUACCACGUAGCAUAUGCUGUCGACGAGUAUAAUUGUAAAUACUGGAUUUUUAUUUUGCUUUAUGUGAUUACUUUUCGAUUGAUUUCAUGGGCAUUUAUUAAGUUUUGACUUGUUUACUUUUGCAUUAGCAAAAACUGAAAUAUAGGACCCCCCCCCCUCCCUUGAACAGCCCUACACCACAACAUCUUCUUGAUUAAAAAGUAAUUGAACGUGUGACUGACUGAGUCAGUUAUUUUUUACUUUUUAUUGAAUGUGGGUUGUGUCAUAUUGUUUUAUUUAUUUAUUUUGUUUAUCUGAUACAUAUUUUUGUCUGCUGGAACAUAUGCUAUGUAUUAUCAUCGAUUGACGUGAUGUACAGGAAACCGUAGAAAAAACUAAAACAAAAAAAUUAAAAGUGGUGUAGAAAGAACCAAUACCUCAAUUCAUAUUUUGAAAAUUACGCUUGGUCUGAAAGCAGGCUAGGUGGUGGUGCGGGUGGUGAAGAGGGGGGUGGGGUGUUCCCACGGGAACUAGUGGCACAGAAAUAAAGUGACAUCACUGACUGGGUAUUAAAAAAAAAAAAAAAAAGGAAGGAAACGAAAGGGAAAAAAAAUGUAGAUGAACCUCUCGCAAUUGGCGGACUCAUUCCUCAGAGGGAAGAGCUGCUCAUUCGCUGUUCCAUUUGUGGACUUAUCUCAUCUCGCCGGUCUCUCCGAGAUGACGAGAUUUACAUAAAACACGGCGGAGCCACCUCGGCCACUGUGGUCCGCGGUGUAUACUGCGGUGUAUACUGCGGGUGUAUACUAGGGGUGUAUACUGUAGGAGACGCUAUAGGAUGAGCCGGCUCGCGGUACGGCGAGCCACGCAACGUCUGAUUACCCUGGAGAGUUACUCCGCUCAACAGCAAUACGUUAUCGGUUGUGAUAUAUGAAUCAAGUUAAAAGCAAGCUUUGUUUCAUUUUAAUUAUGAACUUGCCCCCUUUUGCUCGGCGACCGAACGGGCCUGGGUUACUAUGCACACACAUUCACUUACAGUCCGACGCGACGAAUACGACUAAGUCCUAUGUGAAUAGGUUGGAACUGAAAGUAAAAGUGGAAGCGAAGCCAUGACUGGCUUUCCUUGGACAGUGUCAAGUGGCAUCUCCUUGUGUUUUGUUUGUUGUGCUAAUAUGCCUCUGUACUCGUGUAAAUAUAUGCUUUUUUUCUCUGAGUGAGUCAGAUCUAACAGUGAAUGUACAUUGAUAAUAAAAUCACAUGGUUUAUGUAA
Messenger RNA from Gadus macrocephalus (Pacific cod), 5595 nucleotides. RefSeq names its product estrogen-related receptor gamma. The record is from RefSeq and is a predicted model, not a curated record. The coding region runs from base 579 to 980 and encodes 133 amino acids. Lineage: Eukaryota; Metazoa; Chordata; Actinopteri; Gadiformes; Gadidae. The transcript has a single exon.